This is a messenger RNA of Carica papaya (papaya), 2199 nucleotides long. The record is from RefSeq and is a predicted model, not a curated record. Lineage: Eukaryota; Viridiplantae; Streptophyta; Magnoliopsida; Brassicales; Caricaceae.
GCUCUUCGGUUUAUCUUCCACUGAAACUUGAUGUUAUAUAGAUAUAUAUAUAGUUUUCUGUUCUUGGAUCCCUUGGGAAACAUUUGAGCGGAUCGUAAUUCAUGGUUUGUUUGAUCGUUCAUGGAGCUGUUGCUAUUGUUUCUUUAAAUAAUUUUCUGAAACUCCCGUGCUCAUGUCUAGAUACUGGUAAAGCGCUUGAAAAAGGCAAGAAAGAUGUGGUUUCUGUGUUUUGGAAGGCGAUGUUUGAUCUUAACUGUUGUUUUCCGUAACCAACCGGAGGUUGAUGUUAUAUGCAUGCUCUUCAUCUUUACUCUUGGUUUUGUGCUUUGAUUUAAUUUGUUUUUCUUCAAUUCUCUCUUGUUCGGAGAUGCGAGUUUUCUUUCUCCCAACUCCAUUGGUUUCUCUUCGCUUUUUCCUCAUUUCCCUACAUUUUCGACCUUAGUUGUUAUUUCCGUUGGUUUAACUGGGUGUUUAUUUGGACAUUUAUGGCAACACAAUGUAUAGAUCGUAAUGUCUUGAAUGAAUCUCUUGGGCGCUUCAAUGUUUCUUCGAUAAUAAUGACAAGGAGACUAGAAGAUUGAGCGAAGUUUAAGUCUUCUGAGUUACUCCUUUCCUAUCUUGUUCUGGUUCCUGCUCUGUUAUGCGUCCAUCUGAUACGAGGCCAUUGAAGCUGGACUGUGGAACAGUUUGAUCUAUCUGUUUAGAUAUUCAAGAGACCACCGAUUCAAGUGAAGGAUAUCAACUGGAACAGUUCUAGUUCUAUUAUCCAUGCAUUGACAGAUGGAACAUUCACACAGGUGAUUGAGAUAUAUUCCAAUGCAGUCACAUCCAAGAGAAGAGGUUAUUAGAGUAAAGAAGGAAACAAAGGACUUUACCAGUUCAAGUCUUGCUUAUCAUCUGGGUAGUACUACCAAGGAACCUAUAGAGGUUUCUCCAUCGUCGUCUUCAUCAUCGUCAACAUCAUUGUUAUCAGAGGAUACACAAAAUGACAUUGACCAAGAGACUGCAAAUGCCAAUAAUCAAUUGGUCCUUUAUGACCCUUGCGCGAAUGGUAGUGGAGAACUUGGGCCUGUCCCUGAACCUUGCCCUCUCCGGUGGCAGCCUUCGUCACACCCAAGACAAUCAACUGCAUCUAGAACUUUGCCAUCUGUAGGGGCUUUCACUGUCCAAUGUGCCAACUGUUUUAAAUGGAGGCUUAUUCCAACAAAGGAGAAGUAUGAAGAGAUACGUGAACACAUUCUUGAAAGGCCUUUUGUUUGCGAAACAGGUCGUGAGUGGCGGCCUGAAUUGUCAUGUGAUGAUCCUGCUGAUAUCUCUCAAGAUGGCAGCAGACUCUGGGCAAUUGAUAAACCCAAUAUUGCCCAGCCCCCUCCUGGCUGGCAACGACUACUCCGAAUUAGGGCUGAAGGAAGUACCAAGUUUGCAGAUGUGUAUUAUCAAGCACCUUCUGGCAAGAAACUCCGUUCAAUGGUAGAGGUCCAAAAGUAUUUGAUGGAACAUCCAGAAUAUGUGACAGAUGGUGUUACUCUCUCAAGAUUUUCAUUUCAAAUCCCCAAGCCUUUGCAGGAAAACUAUGUGAGGAAGCGCUCUCGAGUAACUGCUUCACAUGAUAAUUCUAAACCCCUUGAACCUGGUGAAGUUAAUCCAGCAACUGCAAGUCCAGACGAUGCUAGAAAUCAUUUGGAGCUGGCGCUUGGUAGACCAGCACUUCCACCUCCAUAUUUUGAAGCCCCUGUUAUUGAUCCUCUUCAUCAACCGCCCAGGAAGCAAGCUAGGAAGGAAUCUUCAAGCUUGUAUAGUCGCGAUCAGGUAUGAUCAGCUGAUCGUGAAUGUAGGGGAGGCUGUUCUAUCUAGCAACUCUAACUGUCUGUGAGGCUUGGUUGGGGUUCCAUUUUUUGAUGUCGAAUAUAAUGUUUUUUGUAUCCGGUCAUAUAUGUCACUUAAGCAUACUAGGUUUGACAUAUUAUGAAUGAAAGGAGAGGUCCAGUUAGACUCCUGGAGCCAUGUAGGCGAGGAGGGAGUUAAAGAAAUAUGGUGUAUAAGCUUUUUGGUUGUUUUGGAAAAAACUAGAUAAGAAAGAAUCUAAGUUAACAUUAAAUUAGAAUUACAGUCAUGAGCAAAUAGCCAACAGAAUUAUGUUAAGAUGCUCUGCUUUCUUAUUGACCGGAAAUAUUUCUUAAAGGUUUGUUCAUUUGUUUC